AUGUCGCCCAGCGGCGAACGCCUCAAAGAUGAGGGCUCCCGCCUGCAGGUUGUAACGGCCGGCGCCACGGCCGGUCUGUUUGCUCGCUUUGUAAUCGCUCCCCUCGAUGUCGUCAAGAUCCGCCUCCAGCUGCAGUCACACUCGCUCUCCGACCCUCUGUCGAUCCAGACCGCCAGGGGCGGGCCCGUGUACAAGGGCACUCUGAACACUAUGAAGCUGAUCAUCGCGAAUGAGGGAGUCACAGGCCUGUGGAAGGGCAACGUACCAGCAGAACUGAUGUACGUCUGCUACUCGGCAGUCCAGUUUACGACCUACCGCACGACGGCCCAAUUGCUUCAGAGUAUCUCCGAUAACCGACUCCCCAACGCCGCCCAGUCCUUCAUCGCCGGAGCUACCGCCGGAGCUGCCGCUACGACGGCCACAUAUCCGCUCGACCUACUGCGGACUCGCUUUGCCGCGCAGGGGAACGAACGGGUGUAUACUGGCCUUCGACACGCCGUCACCGACAUCUACCGAGACGAAGGACCCCGCGGCUUCUUCCGAGGGCUCGGGCCCGGUGUGGCGCAGAUCGUACCGUACAUGGGCAUAUUCUUUGCAUUGUAUGAAGGUCUGCGCUUGCCGCUAGGUGACUUGCAUCUACCAUGGGGCGGUGGCGACGCCACGGCUGGUGUUAUGGCCAGCGUCAUGUCCAAGACAGCCGUUUUCCCCCUUGAUCUGGUGCGGAAACGUAUCCAGGUGCAAGGCCCCACGCGAUCGCGAUACGUGCACAAGAACAUUCCCGAGUAUCCCGGGGCGGUGCGUGCCAUGCGAAUGAUCUUUGCAAGUGAAGGCAUACGGGGACUGUACCGCGGUUUGACGGUCAGUCUUAUCAAGGCCGCUCCAGGAAGCGCGGUUACGGUGUGGACUUAUGAGAGGGUCCUGAGAGUGUUGAUGAGAUUAGAGAAUUCUGAUGAGAAGCGAUUUUGA
Molecule: messenger RNA, 966 nt
Organism: Colletotrichum siamense
Lineage: Eukaryota; Fungi; Ascomycota; Sordariomycetes; Glomerellales; Glomerellaceae
Gene: tpc1
Product: Mitochondrial thiamine pyrophosphate carrier 1
Exons: 3
Coding region: 1-966 (321 amino acids)
Biological process (GO): transmembrane transport
Molecular function (GO): transmembrane transporter activity
Source: RefSeq, a predicted model, not a curated record